Molecule: messenger RNA, 2237 nt
Organism: Sphaeroforma arctica JP610
Lineage: Eukaryota; Ichthyosporea; Ichthyophonida
Exons: 6
Coding region: 80-1987 (635 amino acids)
Molecular function (GO): kinase activity; ATP binding
Source: RefSeq, a predicted model, not a curated record
CGAACACUAGCUCUACAUCCCAAGUAUCUGCAGCUCACGCUUGCGCCCUAUCUCGUACAAUACUCAACUAUAUCACAACAUGGCUGUUACCAUCAUUCCAAGUGGUACACCUAUGCCACAGUGGCUGAGAAAUUUGUCGAGCGACGAGGCCGAGAAACUGGAAAGUUGGCCACCUGCACGGCAUGGACAGGAGUUCGAUUGGACCAUUCCAACUAAUGAACAAUACCAUGAUCCAACUAUAAACCGCUUUGCGUCCAAAUUUGCCGAAGCUCGGAAACGCCUGGAUUAUGAAUAUCAUCGCAAUCCGGUAUGUCCUCGUCAGGAACUUCAAGACGCGAUUCUGACACGUGUGCUUGCGGCGAGUAACCCACUGAAGACCACUACUAAACACACGCGGAAACCAUGGCUGGUGUUCACAGCCGGGGCUAUGGGUGCUGGGAAGGGGUACGUUUUGUCUACAUUACACAACGCGGAUGCUUUCCCAAUGUCGCAGUUUGUGAUGAUUGAUCCGGAUAAGCUGAAGAAUGAGUUGCCGGAGAUGGCGGGCUAUUUGCAGGAAGAAGCCGAAUCAGCGGCUACUAAAGUGCAUAGAGAGUCCACCUUCAUGUCUGAUGUCUUGUUUGAAUACACACUGCUGCAAGGGCGAUCCCUGGUUGUGGACGGAAGUCUACGCGAUGUUGAUUGGUACUCUGAUUUGUUUGCGAGGAUCCGCCGAGAGUAUCCGCUCUACCAGAUCGGAAUACUGCACGUGAGUGCAGAGAGAUCUGUAAUCCACCAAAGAGCCAGGAAACGGGCCGAACUUAGUAAUCGCGUCGUGCCUACUGAGACAAUAGACCAGUCCAUUGCGCAGGUGCCAAAGUCAGUUAACACUCUGGCACCACUAGCAGAUGUAGUGUACGAGAUAGACAACGGGGAACACAGUGACUUGACUAUUAGACGCAAGCUGGUCUGGGGCGAGCAGGUGGAGGUGGACCCCGAGGAUUGGGACGAGUUUGCGACUGUGUGGGCGUCAGACGAUGAGAGCGACUCUGACAGCGGAAUGAACACUGAAACCGAGAGCGAGGUCGAAGGCGAUGACAUGGUAUUUUUUGACAAUGUUCUCCCCACGGUUACUGGUAGUACAAUACUUGACCACAGGGAGAUUCCAUUAGACGAUAUUACUAUGGGAAAUACAAUAGAGAAUAUACGGGUGGAGGUUGGUGUUGGGGUAAGGCUGGAGGUUGAUGGUGGGGUAAGGUUGGACGGUGACGGCGGUUCUGGAGAAACGGGGGCUCGAACUGAAUCAUUAGAUAUAGAUAUGUAUGAUCGAGCGGAAGUUCAAGGGUACAGCGGACCUAAGUGGAUCGCUAGUGACUCGCGAUUGGUAUCAAAUGACACUGAUCAGGUGUCAAAUGAAGUGUCAAGGGAUUUUAGACCGGUGGAAGUGCAUCGUAUGGAGAAGACUUUUCGGAGUAGGAAGGGUUCUGACGCAAGUAAGAAGGUGAAGCCUAAAGGUGAUAGAGAAAAUUGGUUGAAGUCCAGCUUGAGUAUGCUGAGUCCCUGCCCGAAAAUGAGAUUGUCAAAAAUCGGCAAAUUGGAACAGAAAAAGAAAAUCAAGAAAAAGAAAAGGAGCAAGAUGACCAAGCAUGUCAAGCGGACGUUAGGGAAGAUGCGUUUAAGUACUAAAUGCUGUAUGGCGACAUGUUGGGAUGAUGCUGGUGUGCAGAAAAAAGCCAACGAUGUCUGGAAACAGGCGUAUCCGAGCUUUUGUCCGCGGUGCACACUCACGGGAGACAGUCAGUGUGGUGUGUGCAUACACGGAGACUACUCGUGUGCAUGUAGGAUAUGUGGUGCGAAGUCUAAUAAGACGAUAAACGGGAAAGAGAAGGAUAAGGAAAAGGAUUGGUAUCACUUGUCAUGUCCGGUUAGGGCCAAGUUCUUCGAUAGUUUGAGGUUUUUCGAUCCCGCGGGGAUGACGAGUAUGAUGACCAAGAGAAUUAAGGAUUAGAGCUCUAAUACGAUGACUAUGCCAUAAAACGAGUAAACAGUAAGCAUCUGUGAUGGAGACGGUCUCCUCUAAGUAGCUAUUUCCUAAUUAUUUAAUACCUCUUUGUGAAUGUCGCAGUUUCUCACACAAGGAAAUGAUAUCUUAGGUAUGAACUCGAGUAGAGCAAAAACCUAGACCCAAGGAUUACAUUACAGAUACAUAAAUUUUAUGUAUAAAUUAUCAUGCAUGACUAAACUGUACUCUUUCUCAG